Molecule: messenger RNA, 1263 nt
Organism: Aspergillus brunneoviolaceus CBS 621.78
Lineage: Eukaryota; Fungi; Ascomycota; Eurotiomycetes; Eurotiales; Aspergillaceae
Exons: 6
Coding region: 1-1263 (420 amino acids)
Molecular function (GO): oxidoreductase activity; flavin adenine dinucleotide binding
Source: RefSeq, a predicted model, not a curated record
AUGUUACACCUGAUCUUCUGGUCCGCACUUUGCCUUACAUCGCCUGUGGUGGCAGGUAGAUGCAAAAACACCCCUGUUGAUGUGACAUGGCCCUCUGACACGGACUGGUUGUCUUUGAAUGCGUCCAUUGGCGCUCCCGCUGCUGCCUCCUGCUGGCCUAACAGCCACUUUGAGACUCCAAUCUCAUGCAAUACAGUUCAGUCACAGUGGACCAACGCGCUCUGGCUUGCAAGCCAGCCAGACUCAGAUUGCGACGGCAAUGAAUUACGGCGCGAUAUCUCAUGGAAACACCCAACCAAGAAUAUCACGGAGGAUGUAUACAUCGUUGGCAGCGGCCAGCAGUGGGGAAAUGGCCGAGCAGUCACCACCGGACAAGACCCCAGCGUCGGACUUGGUGGCUACAUUCAAGAAAGUGGACACGGUCCAUUGUCACGGACCUACGGCCUUGCUGCUACGCUGCGCGGUGGCGGGCCGGGCCUGUAUGGUCUGGUCACAGAAUAUUUGCUGCGACAUCAUCCGGCUCCGCGCAACGUGACUAUGAGAAACCUUUUGAUCGCCCCAGAAGCCGACCGCAACAAUAUCAGCGCGGAGGCAUCUUGGAAAGCAGCCGUGCCGUACCUCCAGGCGCUUCCGGUCCUGAUGGACACCGGUCUAGCAGGGGCAUGUAUGAUGUCAACUGCCGAUACAGCGGUGCGAUUCGGCUUUCUUUUUGAAGCUACGACCGGCGUGGUCAUCUCGCAAGCCUUCUGGUCUUUCAACUCUACCCCAUCCGCUAUGGAAGCCUUCAUCCGUCCGGUCUCCACCCACAUUGGACAUGAAUCGACUCCAAAUAGAGGUAGCAGUGCAGUGACUAUCACUUUCAGCACUUCCAACGUUGCGAACUACACCUCCUGCAUUUCCGCCAUCUCUGGUACUCUGCUACCGACGUGGCGCACGGCGUACCUGCAUUUCAUUGCCAACGGAGCGACAGUCGACUCCGUCGCUGCGGGCUCUCCGAAGCGAGCGCUGCAAGACGCCGCGCGAUGGUACGAGGCCAAGGAGCGCAUGAGGCAGCUGUGGGCGCCGGAGUCGCGGGCGUACAUGAACGAGGCUAAUCCACUCGAUCCCGAGUUCAAGCGUGACUUCUAUGGGGCGAACUAUGACCGGUUGGUGCAGGUCAAGGCCAAUAACGAUCCGAAUGAGAGCUUGUUUGUUCUGGCUAGUAUGGGAAGCGAUUGGUGGGAUUAUGAUCUAGAUAGUGGUCGACUCUGCAGGGUGGAUUAA